AUCUCGCUAUUUUCCCGACAUACCUUUUAAGUUGUUGUCAAAAUAUUAUCGUUUGUACAUUUUCGCGGAAGUUAGAAUUGUGUAGCGAUAAUCAAUCGAUUCAAUGAUCAGUCAUGCCAAUGACGUUCAACAAGUAAUUUUUUAACAUUAUACUAAUGCCCCAGGCUAAGAAAUAAGACAUGCACAGGGUGUGGUCACACCUCACUGGCCUAUCCAUAUGGGGUCUAUGCCCCCCUCUCGAUCACACCUCUUUCUUUUCUCAGGUCAGGUCGUAGGUUUUAAGUGCACAUUCAUGAUUCAGGAAACUUCCUAGAAUGGGUUAAGCCUAUUUACUGCCCUGUAGCCCGGGCAUCGCCCGGAGACAAAACCAGAGCCCGGAAGUUAAUGCCGCGGUAUAUAUUGUUCAUAUUUGGCACAAAGAUAAACCUCGGGAUGGUGCAUUUAUAGGCCCUAUAUGUUAAAAAAAUAAAUGUAGGGAAAAUAUUUUUUCACAAAAUUGCAUUUUUCAUGUUCGGGCUGUACAUAACGAAAUCUGUAUUCACCGCCCGAAGAAGGAAACAUCAAUUAAUCAAUUAAAUAUGGCAUAUACAAUCAUAGAAUUUGACAUAACAAUACCUAUAAGUGUCAUGUAUUUAAAUAUGUUAAAAAAAUAAUAAGGGUACAAAACGAAAAUAAUUUUUAAUAACCACUGCGCCACCGAGGCCGGUAAUACUUUAGAAGGUCUGGAGAGCUUUGGAGUGGUAAUUUCAACUUGGCAAAUGUUGCAUUUCCAAAGUGUCGGAACACUGAAGCACGAGACACGAGGGUAGAAUUUGACCCUGCAACAAUGGAGCUGGUACCUGUUGGUAUUCAAUCCACAAGUUCAAGUAUCAGCAGAGAAGAAGCAUGAACAGUACACCACCAUUCACGAUACGCAUCCACAAUGAGCAAGGACAAAAUGACAUGGACUGGAUGGUGCAACCAGAUGAAGUCACAUUCAGACAGAUUUUGGAAGUUAUGUCACAGAUUGUACCCAGCGGAACUAUAACAGCUUUUGAAUAUGAGGAUGAGGAUGGUGACAGGAUAACUGUGCGGAGUGAGGACGAAAUGAAGAAUAUGUUUGCCGAUUAUUUCAAGGAAAUGAGUGAUGAAGAUCGGUACAGAGGCUUGUUUCCACCAUUAAUAAUAUACCCAAAACAUGGCAAGACAGCACAGAAACGCAACAUUCAUGACUUAACAUGUAUAGUGAAACCGAGAAAGCCACCCGACCCACAUGAACUCUGUGGAAAAGAAGCUGCUGUCCUCAAGAAACCAACGAACAAAGAAGAAAACGUGCAGCCAAUAGUGUCAUUGAGCACUUCUCAUCGGAACUCUUUUGACAUCCGUGAUGUUCUUGCCUGUGGAACAAUAACUGAUGAUCUGCAGGUUUUAGAAUUCAUUGGAUCUGGUAACGGUGGUAGAGUAAGCAGAGCAAUUCACAAGCCAUCUGGUCGACUGCUGGCAGUCAAGGUAAUACAGCUAGAUAUUUCACCUGAAGUGCAGAAACAAAUUAUUUCAGAAUUGGAAGUUUUGUAUAAGUGUCAGUCUAGAUCAAUUAUUGCAUUUUAUGGUGCUUUUUUCCUGGAGAACCGGAUAUCAAUUUGUACAGAAUUUAUGGAUGGUGGUUCUCUUGACAAAUAUAUGCCGAUUCCCGAACUGGUGCUUGGCCGAAUGGCAGUGUAUAUUAUAGAUGGCUUGCUGUACAUGUGGAAUCUCAGCUUUUUACACAGAGAUAUAAAACCUUCCAAUGUUUUAGUUAGUUCUAAGGGAGAUGUGAAGCUGUGUGAUUUUGGGGUCAGCACGCAGUUGGUGAAAUCUAUAGCAAUAACCUUUAUUGGUACCAACGUUUACAUGGCUCCUGAGCGGAUUCAAGGUGAAAAAUAUUACAUCCCUGCUGAGGUCUGGAGUUUUGGUGUCACAUUGUUUGAGCUUGCAACAGGCAAACUCCCUUUCCAAUCUAUUUCCAGUCAAAUGAUGCCCUUUGACCUGAUGAAGUGUAUUGUCCAUGAAAAGCCAAUGAAUUUGCCUCAAGAUAUAUUCUCACCACAAUUUGUAAAUCUAGUUGGUCAAAGCCUGGUAAAAGAUCCAAGCCAAAGGUUAACUGCAGCAGAAUUAAUGAAUCAUCCAUUUAUCCAGCGACACACAGAUGGCAAUAUAACUGUCAUUGCUGAGUUUAUACACAGUCGACUACAGAAACCGUGAUGGAAGUUUGAACAUUUUAACACUACGGAUGCUACAGAGAUUUUAUGAUGUAGCCAUUAUUUGAAAACUACUGUGUAACUUAGCUGUAUGUUUACAGCAUAAAAAAUAUAUUAUAAACCUAACAUGGCCUAGCUGCUGAAUGGGAUGACUUAAAAUGCCCCUGAUGUGUAGGGUCUCCACAAGUACAUGGACACGGGCAGAGUCUAGCAAGACUUGAGUCCGUUCACAGAACUCAAGUACAAUGUACUUGUGCAAGGAAGAGCACUCUCAUUUAAUUAUAAUGUUUUAGUCAUUUUGUCAUAUGUUUGUUGUCGGUUACAUGAUAGGGCUAUGAGAAUGUGUCGAAUGCAAUACAAUGUCAAGAUUUGGCAUCCAUGUUCAGUGCUGGAAUUAAGAUACAUAAUGCUAUUUUACUUCAUUCCUUAAUCACAUUUUCAUCAACUGUAAGUGUUGGGUUGACCAUCGAGUACUUGAGUCCAAUAUUUUGGACUCGUAGAGGCCCUACUGAUGUGUAGUGAGUCAUUGGUGGAUCUUUACAAGGACAUUUUUGAAAUGAUCUAAUUUGCCUGGUGUCUUUGUGUUAUAAGUGUUUUAAGCUGUUCACACAUGCAACGUUUUAAGCACUAGGUUAAAACUGCCUGUCAUUAUUACAAGAUGGACGUGAAUAACAGUUUAUCAAAAUCAGUGACUAAAAUUACAUAUUAAAUACAUUUUUGUUUGUUUAGAGUAUCAAUAUCAGUGUUUUUGAUCAUCAUAAAGUUUUUAGUAGCCCAAACGGGAUUUUAUCCCCUUCCAGUAAUUUUGUACAUAUGAAAAAAAAAAAAAAGUAAAAUACCUUUUGAGCUAUCACAUGCAUUAUAAUGAUCAGAAACACAUGACAUUCUAAAGUAGAAAAUAGAUGUCAUAUGUUAUCUUUGUCAUUAAAGGGAUUGUUCUGAGUUUGUUGCCUACUAACAGGAACUCUUUUUUUUUUCUCACUAAAAUAGCAUAUUAAAUAUUUUUCAGUGGCUGUAUAUAUAUUAAAUGUCUUUCUGAUCACCCUAGUAUUUGUACUAGGUCAAAUUGCAUUUAUUUCCU
Gigantopelta aegis is the source of this 3297-nucleotide messenger RNA. RefSeq names its product dual specificity mitogen-activated protein kinase kinase 5-like. Gene Ontology annotation, biological process: protein phosphorylation; MAPK cascade. The transcript has 21 exons. The coding region runs from base 886 to 2220 and encodes 444 amino acids. Lineage: Eukaryota; Metazoa; Mollusca; Gastropoda; Neomphalida; Peltospiridae. Gene Ontology annotation, molecular function: protein binding; MAP kinase kinase activity; ATP binding. The record is from RefSeq and is a predicted model, not a curated record.